This is a messenger RNA of Haemonchus placei, 2115 nucleotides long. The record is from the annotation of a GenBank genome assembly. NCBI's taxonomy places the organism in Eukaryota, Metazoa, Nematoda, Chromadorea, Rhabditida, Trichostrongylidae.
AUGUCUUCACUUUAUCCCGAUGAAAGUUAUUGCACGACUGAAAUUGGUAGACUACUGUUCCGGCCCAAAAACGAAUGGGCAGUUACUGGUAGGGUAAUCGAUGUCGCCGAAGUGAAGCAAAUCGCUGGUACUCAUAUCGAGUACCAAAUUGAGAUUAAAUGUAUUCCUCGUAACAGUAUUCAACUAGAUGAUCGUUAUUUCGUGCUAACAUCCAGAUUCCGAGAACUAAACCGUCUACACAUCAACUUAUCUAAACUACAUAAGCAAUUAUACCUGCGAGGGCUUUUUCCGCAGUUUGCUCCACCUCGUUUAUUAGGCAGCUGUGAUCCUGCAACUGUGGCGGAACGUCGACAUUGUAUUGACGAGUUUCUUGCGUUCGUUCUUGAUAGUGAGGUGUUGCGAAAGGCUCGAGUGCUUCAAGAGUGGAUGGAGGUGAGCUAUUUGACGAUGCCUUGUGCUUUUUCCCACCUUCUGAACGCAUUCGCUUGUGUUUCAGGCACAAAUGAGCCAGUGGCAGAGAUUUCCCAUAGGCAUCGUCGUAAACCUUCUGUGAUGGAGAGAAUCUUUCCAAAACUUUCAGCGUCUAAUCAAUAUUCGUCCCAGAAAAACGGUGAUUAUCUGGUGCACGCUGCUCAUUUGGUGUCAACUGCCCAACGUGCCGAACACGAACAUGCCUACGAGCUAGCCUUCCAAUGUUACAAAAAUGCCGCUAGUAGCCUUAUCCAGGGUAUUCAACACGAAUCGGAUAUGUCUCGACGAAAUGCAGUUCGUCGUAAAACGGCCAAAUAUCUUGUUGCUGCCGAACGGCUUUAUCGCACUCAUUUGGCCUACGAUGGUGCUGCGGCGACCGUGAAUUUAGAGUCUCUCGUGGACUCGACCAUGUCGGAUCCGGAUCUGCUGGCAUUCCAAUGUGCUAAUAACUGCCUCAAAAACUAUCGUGUUAUUGGAGUUCUACCCAAUUUGAGCGCUCCAAAGUGGGUGUUGAAAGUUGAGGAAAAACCUUUCGUCAUGAAGUUGAUUGAGAAGGGAAUUCGUACAUCGAAAAGCCGCGUUCUUCUUCCAACAAACGUCCCACAUAUGGUGCAACUUCACCAAUUUUUCGAGACAGAAACGUUCAUCAUUCUUGUGCUUGACUAUGUGGAAUGUGGCACGUUGUGGGACUUUUUGAUCCGUUACUUCAGCGAAUCGGAAAGACGAUUUUUGCUCGUUCUAGCAGAAAGUGGAGCAGAAGUAGGAUGUGAUAUUGAUGUUCAUCAGAUGGGAAUGGAUUCAAUGGAUUGCUACAGGGGUCGUCGUCUACACUUUUCUGUUGGCGUUGAUUUUGAACGAGUGGCUGAAAUGCGUGAUGAAACGCAGAGUAGUGAUGUGCCUUCCGUGUCUGGACUAUGUACUAUGGGUGAGGAUGCUACGGGUGAUUGCAGAGCUCCAGAAGAAUCAGCCAGUCAUACCUUGUUGGAUUGCAUAUCCAGUGUGCGUUCAUACCUUCGACGUGAGCGGCGACGGACAUGGCCUGGUCGCCGUCCUCUUCCUGAGCCGUUAAUUGUACAUUGGGCAGCACAAAUCGUCAGUUGGNNNNAAGAAGUCUUUGAUCUUCGUCCUGACAAUUUACUCAUCGAUAUGGAUGGAAAUCUACAGAUGACCUAUUAUGGUAAAUGGCAUUAUAACAAUAGGCCGAAAGAAAUCGUUGAAGGAUAUAGUGCCCCUGAGUGUUUCAAAUACGGAUGGGUUCCAAGUGCAGCGAACGAUCUGUGGUCACUAGCAGCCAUAACGUUUGAGUUGCUUGGUGGUCGUGCGCUGGUGAACGCUGCGCCACAUGGAGUAACAAGAUGCGAGGAGCUUCCUUUCCCAGACGAUGUCAAAGUUUCGUAUGAGGCGAGGGACCUGCUGUCACGACUUCUAACAGACAUUGCUUCACGGCCAUCUUUGGAAGCUGUUCGAGCGCACGCCUUUUUCCGAACAAUUGAUUGGUCGCUGUAUGAUAAUCCCCAUUCCCAUUCAAUGCCUUUGGGUAACGAUCUGGUUAGUUUCUCCUCAGAAAUUUCGCUACUUUUAUCUUCUCUUUGUUUUUCUUCACAAAAUACUUUUUAUUACGAGUCGGUAUAUGAAAAAUCGUGA